CUUUAGGAUAUUCAUGUCGAUUGGAAAUCGAUUCGAAAAUGUGCACGAACAGUUUUGUUCAAUCAAUUGUAUAUUUUUCUUCCAUUUCUUUUUUUCAUUUGCCCAUUAUUUAUGCAUCUAAAUGUCCGAUGGUAUUUGCCUUUUCCCUCAUGGUAACAUAAACUGUUUGAAUAUUAUUAAAAUAACGUCUUGACCCUUGGGCUCUUUUUCUCUCUUAUUAUUUCCAGGCAUCGGAUCGUAUUUGAACUGUUUGGCUUUGUUCUUGUCACUGAAGUAUUCUUUUAUUACAGUCAUCUUCUUCUUGUAAAUAACAGAUGUUGUGCUAAAUAUCACGCAUAAUUAUUUUGUUGUUUUAAUAUAGCAUACAUCGUUCAUAUAUGAACGUGUACAUAAGCAACAUCAUCAAUUUCGAGCACCAAUCGGUCUCGCUUCGGAAUAUGCCCAUCCAAUUGAAUUUGUCAUUUCGAACAUUGGCCCUGUCGCUGCUGGUCCGUUACUCUUUCGAUCUCACUUAUUAACAACAUGGAUUUGGCUUUUGGUUGCACUUGUGAGCACAAACCAUGGGCAUUCAGGAUAUUCUAUACCAGGUCCAUUUGGUAUUAAUAUUAUCAAUGCAAAAUUUCACGACUUUCAUCAUUCACAAUUUACCGGAAAUUUUGGCAGUGUAGGUAUACUUGAUCGUCUUCAUGGCACUGAUAAAGCCUGGCGAGCACGAAAGAUGAUGGAAAAAAGCAAAAACAGACUGCUUGGAAAUGAAUAA
Rotaria sp. Silwood1 is the source of this 760-nucleotide messenger RNA. The record is from the annotation of a GenBank genome assembly. Lineage: Eukaryota; Metazoa; Rotifera; Eurotatoria; Philodinida; Philodinidae.